AUGGGUAUCUGUUCUAAUCGACAGAAAGAAAAUUUGCAUACAGACUUUGAUAACAUUCCUUUGUUAACGCGAGGGGAACUUGGAUUUGAUAUAAUUGUCGAAAAUAUAAAAGUAAAAAUGGAUGAUUUAGUAUAAUGUUUAUUAAUUAUAUUAAGUAAAGUUGCAAAGUGAAGGUGAUAAUUUCGAAUUAUUCAACCUUUGAAACUGAAAUUGAGAGUGAAAUUUCAGGAUAAUUUUAUGUAAUUAAAUCAUAAUCUUUAGUUUAAACAUGUUCACAAGUUUUAAUUGAAAACCACUGAGGAAUAACUAAAAUAACAAUAUGUUAUUGUAGAACUUAAGAGUGACAAGGAUGAGUAGAUUUCAUCAUUUAAUCUGAACUUGUAUUAGAUCGCUACAGGUCCAUUUCAUUUUGAUUACGAAUUCUCUUAAUAAGGAAAUAAAAAGCAUGGAAAAGUGAGUUUUGAUUUUAGGAUGGCACAAAUUCUUAUUGUUAGAUUUAUUCCAAAACUCAUUGAUUUCAACAUGGAGGAGCCUUUAAAUAAGAAUGAAUAUUGUUUCUAAUUGAGGAUGCUGACAUCACAAUUACAAUUUCAUUCUGAAUACUCGCCUGUCUUUCAAAAUCAAUUAUUCUAUAAAUCAUAAUAAAUAUAAUCCAAUAAAUAAAUAUUAUGGAAAGACUCAAAAGUUGAAAUGGAAGUAGAAGUACCUUUAAUUGAAAUAACCUCAUCCUCUAUUUAAAUUGCUUUGUGCUAUAUUGCAAAGGAUGGCACAAAAGAAAUAGAAUCUGAGGCAUAUGUUAAUUUAAAUUAUGCAUUAAAUUAAAAAGCUGAAUGCGUAAUUAUUAAGAAAUAAUUCUUAGAUUAUUGAUAAGGGCAUUAAAUCUUAUAAGAUAGACUGGAAAUAAAACAAUAGAAGAGUGUGGAACCAUGGAGUUUUAGAAGGCGUGCUUAAUUACCAUUUAGAAAUCAGACUGCCAUUUCACCUAAAAUAGCAAAUAGUUGGAGUUCGUACUGACAAAGGAGUAUCCUAAGGAACCAGAGUGAUCAAUUAAGCCAAAGCAAGUCUAAGGGAGAUUCAAUAAUUAAGUUCUGCUGGAUAAGGUUUAUUAGAUACUUAAUACAUUAUAUUUAGUAAAGUAAUUAAAUGAUUAAAUUGUUUAAUAGGCUGAACCUGACUCUUAAUUGAUACAAUAAUAGAAUGAUUUUAUCACUCAGAUCAUUGAAAAUUUAAAGUUAAGUCAUAAACAAUCUAUGAUUUGUUUUGAAUACAAAACUCAAUAGGAUCUCUUCAACUCCCAAAAACUAUUAGUUGAUUUAGCCAUUAAAUUAUUAGAAACUGCAGAUUAAUAAUAAGAACUAUUAAGAGAAUAAUACUACACAAUACUUAAAUUAAUAAUGAAUAGAGGGGAACUAAGUUUGGCUUAACUGGGAUUUUCUGAUUAAACACAAAAAACAAAUGACAAACUUCUAAAGUUUAAAAUGGAAAUUGGUUUAAAUUAUUAGAUAUUUUUAUAAAAAGGUUUAUCAAUCACUUUAGAAAAGUUGAAGCAAAGGUCUUUGGCACAAAAUGAAAGAUCCUUUGUUGAAAACUUCUUUGCAAAUGCAUAUUUUAGAAUACCAGAAUUCAGAAAUACUAUAAUUGUAAGUGUAUAACGAUCAAAUGACGAAUAAAUUCCAGAAUGGAGAUCAUUAACUAAAUCAAGUGGAGGGAUUUCUAAUUAAGAAUUUAUUGAUAUUUUUGAUUGGAACAAGCAUUUUUAUGAGUAUCUAAUGAAAGAACCGAAAUAUUAUGGCAAUAAUCAUAAAAUGAAUGAAAUUAUCAAUCAACCUUAGUGGUAAAAAUAAUUCGGAAAAAGAGGAAGUGUUUUCUUUUUAUUUAUCAAAGAAUGGUGUGAUUUGUUAAAUACUUACAUAGUUAAUAGUAAAAAUGUACCAUAUCAUUAAUUACCUGGAUAUUUUCAACUCAUUAAGGCGUUUUUCUCAGAAUUAAAAUCAAGAGAAAUAUGCAAUUACCCAGAAGCUCUUAAAAUAGCUUUAUGUUCUUUGCUUAAAAACACCAAUUUACUAAAUACAAUAAUAAUCAUCUUAUUCAACAAAGUUAGUUUAUACAACUCUGAUGAUGUAAUUCAUUGUUUAGACCUAUUAAAUAAAUGUUUUUAAAAGAUAAGCCAAUUCAAUUUAUGUAUGCCAUCAUUCUUGGAUUAAAAAUACUUUUUAAAUGGAAUUAAACUUAUCCUUACUUAGAGUGAACAUGCAUAAAGCAUAGCAAAAUGCUUAGAAUUGAUCUACUCCAACUAUAUAUUAUUUCCAGGUAUAUUUAAAUAACUAAAUAUCUUUAGUGGAUCUCAAGAAAGAAUUGACUGACAUGAUAUUUGAAAACUUAGCAAUCAAAUUUUUCAUUCAUUGGUCUUAUAAUGUCAGAUUGAUAUUUCGCUAGUUUCUGAUAUAUCGCAUAUUUCAUUUGCAUAAGCCUCUUAAAGAUAGAGAAUUUAAUGAAGAGUAUAAAAUUAAGUUUAUUUUAGAGAUCUAAUUGAAAAAUAUUAGGAGUAAUUAAAACCAAAGAAACAACACAGUUAUUUUGACUAAAGAAAUUCCUCCAAAUAGAUUAUAGUAUAUAUUGUAAUUAAUUUAAUAGUCUUAAUAUAUCUACUUAAAGUACAUUAGAUUUAUGUAGCAAAUAGAAGAAGGCAAACACCUAUCCAAACUAAAAUCAAGUCAUUUUAUUUUGGACAAUGUUACUAGAAUUGAAGAACUAAAAUAUAAGCUUAAGAAAUUAUAAUCAAAAGUUUAGAAUAGAUAAAAAGAUGAUAGUUUUGUUUAGUAUUCUUUUAAAAUUAUCCCUGAUGAUUAACUCGAUGAUACAGUGUUACCAAAUCAAUCAAUAGAACAAAACUCAGAAAAACCUGUUUUAUAUAAAGGGAAGUAGCCUUUAUAAAAAAUUACAUUGACCGAAACUUAAUUGAAAUACUUAAUUUAAGCCUGUUCAGAAUAUGAAGAUUCCAUCCUAUAAUAUUAAAAAUGGAGAUAAACUAACAUACCUGAUAAUUAUAAUACUUUAACAGAAGAAUGUAAGGAGUUUUUAUAAUCUAUAGAAAUAUUAACUGUAAUCGAAUCAUUCGUCGUACCUGUUGUAAGAAUUCUAGAAAUUUAAGAUUAAAAUGAAGGAAAUCUUAUACAGAGAGAUGAUUGGUGA
Paramecium octaurelia is the source of this 3192-nucleotide messenger RNA. NCBI's taxonomy places the organism in Eukaryota, Ciliophora, Oligohymenophorea, Peniculida, Parameciidae. The record is from the annotation of a GenBank genome assembly.